UCCGCCGGGGAUUAGUGAAAGGACUCGUGCGCAUCGCGACUCAUGGCUAUAAACCCGUCUAGAAUCGCUCGAGGGGGUCUGAUUCAAUGCGCAACAGUUGGGACGGAGCUGCGUAAUUCUGUGCCACUUAAAAGCGCACGCUCUAAGUUACAUUGAGAGUCUCAUGUGUUUGCUCUCAGUUUAAGAUUUCUCUUUAAAUUCGCAAGUGCGUCACUGACAAAUGAAAACAGAUCGCAUCUUUGGAGGCCAGCGACGUGUUAGUUCUCAAGUCAUCAAACUAACGUAAAUCCUUCUGUCUCAUAGCGAGGGACAUGGGUCAACUUUGCGGUGCGACGCUCUUACCAUUCGUGACAAUUUGUGUCAUUUUUCUUUGGGAAUCUGGAGCCAGUUCUAUAAGGACAACAUUUGGCGUAGACACGUCUGGGGAGGGGUGUCCUGAGAACAAGGUGUUGACGGUGGAGUACCCAUGUGUUAUAGCCGGCGGCCAGAAUGGCACCUGUCUCAGGAGGAAAUGCUGUGAAGGUUUCAGGUUUGUGAUGGGCCAGUGCAUACCUGAAAGUGUUGAUGUGUGUGCUGGAUCGCCCUGUGAACAACAGUGCACUGACAAUUUUGGACGGGUCGUCUGCACGUGUUACCCUGGUUACCGCUUUGACCGGGAGCGGCAUCGCAACCACCAGAACCCCUACUGUCUGGACAUAGAUGAGUGCGCCCAAUCCAACGGCAGUGUGUGUGACCAUGGGUGUGAGAACAGCGUGGGCAGCUUUCUGUGUGCGUGUCACAGUGGCUACAUCCUGGCACCUGACCGGCGCUCCUGCAUCCCAAACCACAACUUGAGCUCCCCAGGGAAGUCAGACACCUUAAUGAGCGCAGGCUCCUGCUCCUUCACCUGCCAGGACUUUGUCACCAUGAGGAACAACCUACUGCAGCUCAAACUGAGGCUGGCCAGCAGCACUCAGCCACCCAACCAGGGGAUGCUGUCCUAUGGCCUGGCCAACAGCAGUGACAAGCCAUCUCCUGGGAGGGUGGGGAAAGGGCCCGACACCUCCGGACCCUCUGGACCCCCUGGCCUUCCAGGGUCGCCUGGGGUCCCAGGACACCCAGGAGCUCCAGGGGAGAAGGGGGAGCGGGGGGAGGUGGGGAUGCCAGGGCCACAGGGACCAAGAGGGAACAUGGGGCCGAUGGGCCCCCAGCCUGACCUGGAGCACAUCAAGAGGGGCCGCAGGGGGCCGGUGGGGCCACCUGGUGCAGAUGGAAGAGAUGGACACAAGGGAGACAGAGGAGCCCCAGGGCCCAGGGGUCCACCUGGACCCCCCGGCUCCUUCGACUUCCUACUUCUCAUGAUGGCGGACAUUCGCAAUGACAUCAUUGAACUCCAGGAGCAAGUGUUUGGGAAGAGGCGAGGUCUCUCCUUGGACAGCCCGCCAAACUCCAGCGGGGAGGCAGACUUUAUGGACCGGGGCUCUGGACAAGGAGAGCUCAGGCUCAACACCUGACACCUAGGCAACUAGGUCACCUGAGGCAACUGUCAAUCACACAGCCAUUGGGAACCACCUUUAGCUCCUACGGAGCAUAAGACAAUAAGUGAACAGACUCCUGUUGACUCCAGUGAAGCUUUGUCGCCACACACAACUAUCAACUGUCUCCAUGCCUCAGGACUGUCUGAUGUUUAGAGACCUCAUCUCUGCUUUUCCUUUGUCAGAGACAACAGACUGCAGAGAGAAAGAGAGAAAGGAGCUAAUACAAAAGAGGACAGAAAAAAUAUACAAAAGAGCAAUACAACCAUGUAUUGAUCAUUAUUAUAUUUGUACAUAGUUAUUUGCAAUAUCACUAAGUGUUUUUUAUCUCAUGUGUGGAGGUUCUCGCUUGGAUCAUAAGCAGCUGUGUGUGUGUGUGUGUGUGUGUUUGUGUGCAUGCAUGUGCGUUAUAUGUGUGCGUUUGUGUCCUAUCUGUGUGUAGGCCUGGCAUCUUAAUUAAGUAAAGCAAAGUGUACCACAGGCCUUGAAAACAACUGCUAUUCAAAAACAGCACACACAAUGAAAUCACACAUUCCAAAAGUGUAGACAUAUACUUGUAGUGAUAAAAAAAUAGAGAAAUUAAUCAAACACAAAGGUCUGGCCAGCUACCUGGUACAGGGUGGUUUUCCUCAAGUGUGAACAGACAGUUACAAUUACUACAGAGAAACAUUUAAGUUCAGUUUUUUGUGCUUUUCAAAGAAAAUGCUUUAGACCCUUUUGACCCUCAUUAAUAUGGAAGCAAAUCGUGACCAUUUCCAGAAAUGCAUUUUCAUUUUAAGAAUGUGGCUGCAUUA
Messenger RNA from Hypomesus transpacificus, 2308 nucleotides. RefSeq names its product collagen and calcium-binding EGF domain-containing protein 1-like. Gene Ontology annotation, molecular function: calcium ion binding. The transcript is spliced from 11 exons. The coding region runs from base 312 to 1493 and encodes 393 amino acids. NCBI's taxonomy places the organism in Eukaryota, Metazoa, Chordata, Actinopteri, Osmeriformes, Osmeridae. The record is from RefSeq and is a predicted model, not a curated record.